Hemicordylus capensis (graceful crag lizard) is the source of this 5468-nucleotide messenger RNA. It is a transcript of the gene BMPR1A, whose product is annotated as bone morphogenetic protein receptor type 1A. Gene Ontology annotation, cellular component: plasma membrane; signaling receptor complex. Gene Ontology annotation, molecular function: transforming growth factor beta receptor activity, type I; SMAD binding; ATP binding. Gene Ontology annotation, biological process: protein phosphorylation; cellular response to growth factor stimulus; BMP signaling pathway. Lineage: Eukaryota; Metazoa; Chordata; Lepidosauria; Squamata; Cordylidae. The record is from RefSeq and is a predicted model, not a curated record. The transcript has 13 exons. Bases 1099 to 2700 code for a protein of 533 amino acids.
CAAGCCCUUCGGCAAUUUCCGCCGCGCGUUCGGCUUUUAAUGAGCCCAGCCGCCGUGUUCCUCGCUAGAAGUGCCGUGCCGACUCUGAGUAGAGUUUGUCUGUCCAGGGGGUUAGUCGUGCUAGAGAGAAAAGGCAAAAAAGGAGGAACAGCCUGAGAGAAGCGUGGAAGCGAAUCCCUUCGCGAGCCCAGCAAUUCCCGUCGAAUAGAAGGAAGGACACCGGGGUGGGGGUGGGAUCAGGAUCUCGCUGGUGUGCGAACUUCGCAGUGCCUGAGCCGACUAUAGUAGCGGAGGCGUCUGGAUCUCUUUUGCGCGUGAGCUCUGGCGGCGGCCUCCUAUUGGACACUCCUCCGCCUCUCUUCUGCCCGCCUCUCCCGCUCCGUGGCGGGGGGGCUUCUCGUAUUAACUACUACAGGGUGCAGUGAUUGGGAUAACCCGCACGCUCGUUCUCGGCUGCCCCCCUCGCCCCCGCGGCCUGUGCGCGCUCACACACUUCUGAGGGGACGACUGAGCCAGGCGUCGAGUGAGCGAAGGCGGCAGUGGUGGCGAGGCCUGCGCUGUCUGGGCAGCUCCGUCUCCCUUUCAUCGCUUCCCCCUUCCCCUCAUUCUUCUUCGCGGGUCCUGCUUGUCCUGGCACAGCCGCGUCGUGUGGAGGCCGAGAAACGCCGCUCGCAGGGCCGGAGCCAGGAGUCUUUCCGAGUCCGACCUUUCUCACGAAGCCGUUCAUCCCCCUCGGGGUGUUUUUGGUUUUUUGUUGUUUUUUUAAAAAUCACAAACCCCCAUACACCGCGGCGCGCACACAAAGGAGAAUGACGAGUCCCCGCCACGGAUUUAAAGAAAUAUGCAUUGUUACAAUUUUAUUUUGGAAUUGAUGAAGUGGAAAUUCAGAUGAAACCAGUUUGCAGAACAUUGUCUACACAGCACGUUUUCAUCCAACUUUCCCCAAUAAAAGAAAACAAAUUGGAAUAAUUAAAUAAUUGCUUCAGUCAGCCACCAGUCUUCUAUUGGAUUUCACUAAACAAGCCAGCUUCAUACUUGUCAAACAGCAAGGCAAGUUGCCAAAGGUGCCAGUGAACAGGAAGGAUUUAAAUGUGAACAAUGAUUUGUCUGAAAGUCUAUAUCAGAUUGUUGGGAUUCUGUGCAUUCAUCGUUUUUCAAGUUCAAGGGCAGAGUCCAGACAGCAUGUUCCAUGGAACAGGGAUGAAGACUGAUUCUGAUCAAAAGAAGCAGGAAGAUGGAGUAACCUUAGCUCCAGAGGACACGUUGCCUUUUUUGCACUGUUACUGCUCAGGCCAUUGUCCAGAAGAUGCAAUUAAUAAUACAUGCAAAACUAAUGGACAUUGCUUUGCCAUCAUUGAAGAAGAAGAAAAUGGAGAAAUUACACUUGCUUCAGGCUGCAUGAAGUACGAAGGCUCAGACUUCCAGUGCAAGGACUCUCCAAAAGCACAACUGCGGCGGACAAUUGAGUGCUGUCGGACGGACUUCUGCAAUCAAGAUUUGCAGCCUACAUUGCCCCCUCCUACUAGUACAGUCAAUCUCUUUCAUGGCAGCAUUCGUUGGAUGGUUGUGCUCAUUUCUACGGCUGUCUGCACAAUAGUUAUGAUCAUCUUAUUUAGCUGUUUCUGCUACAGGCAUUAUUGUAAAUGGGUAGCAAAGAGACGGUGUUAUAAUCGUGAUCUGGAACAAGAUGAAGCUUUUAUUCCAGCUGGAGAGUCAUUAAAGGAUCUUAUUGACCAGUCACAGAGCUCUGGCAGUGGUUCUGGGCUUCCUUUGUUGGUCCAGCGGACUAUUGCCAAACAAAUUCAGAUGGUACGGCAGGUUGGGAAAGGGAGAUACGGUGAAGUGUGGAUGGGUAAAUGGCGGGGUGAAAAAGUGGCAGUGAAAGUGUUCUUCACCACUGAGGAAGCCAGCUGGUUUCGAGAAACUGAGAUUUACCAGACAGUUCUCAUGCGCCAUGAAAACAUACUUGGUUUUAUAGCAGCAGAUAUUAAAGGCACAGGCUCUUGGACCCAGCUUUACUUGAUUACAGACUAUCAUGAAAAUGGGUCUUUGUAUGACUUCCUGAAGUGUACUACUCUUGACAACAGAGCUCUGCUCAAACUGGCUUACUCUGCUGCAUGUGGCCUGUGCCAUUUACAUACAGAGAUAUAUGGGACACAAGGCAAGCCUGCUAUUGCUCACAGAGACCUGAAGAGCAAAAAUGUCUUGAUAAAGAGAAAUGGGACUUGCUGUAUUGCUGACUUGGGCCUGGCAGUCAAAUUUAACAGUGAUACAAAUGAAGUUGAUGUCCCCUUGAAUACAAGAGUUGGAACAAAGCGUUACAUGGCACCAGAAGUCCUAGAUGAAAGUCUGAAUAAAAAUCAUUUCCAGCCAUACAUCAUGGCUGACAUCUAUAGUUUUGGCUUGAUAAUUUGGGAAAUGGCUCGGCGUUGUGUCACAGGAGGUAUUGUUGAAGAAUAUCAAUUACCCUAUUAUGAUAUGGUACCAAAUGAUCCUUCUUAUGAAGAUAUGCGAGAGGUAGUAUGUGUUAAGCAUCUGCGUCCAGUAGUAUCUAACAGAUGGAACAGUGAUGAGUGUUUAAGAGCAAUAUUAAAGUUAAUGUGUGAAUGCUGGGCUCACAAUCCCGCCUCUAGACUUACAGCGUUGAGGAUUAAGAAGACACUUGGCAAAAUGGUUGAAUCACAAGAUGUCAAGAUUUGACAAGAAAAUGUUACUGAAGAGUGAACUUUGGACUCCUCGAACUUUUUCACUCGAGCAAGUAUAGGGUCUGGUGGGAAAGUGGGGAGUGCAGCUGAAUUCUGUUCACUUCCUCACCACACUUUUUACAGGCUGCUAACAUUAAAUCUUACAGUAUGUUGUAGAAUAUGGUAUCCAUGUACACUAUAUGGUACAUUUGUGGAUAGCCUCGUUUUACUUUUUGUUUUGAGCUGCAUUGAGAUUUUCAUCAUACUAGCAAAACUCCCAUAAAACUUUGAGUACUGAAUUGCUUAUGCAGAUUAUAGUGCUUUCUGUGAAAGCCUUAAAUUAAAAGAAUUCAACAGCAGUGAAAAAAAAUAAGCUUUUUGCCUUCUACCUGAUGAUAUCUUACCAAGUCAAGUCUUGGUGAAAUAGCCUGCAGUCUGGGGUACUAUGUAAUUUGAUAAUUGUGUUUUUUAAGGUUUUCUGUAUGUGUGCCAGGAUUUUUCUGCUGCCAUUUGGAGUACCUAAGAAGCCAUUUAAGUUAUGCAAAGCUACCAUUUUUUCUUCUUCAUUGCCUUGACUAACAGUAUGAAACGUAUUUGGAUUUCAAAGAAAAUUAAUGCCUCCCUUUUGUGCUACAUGAACAAAAUAUACAAUUUUCAUGACCAAAAAUCAAAAUGGCUCUUAUAAACUUAUGCAGUAAGUCACCUUCAAGUCUGAUGUGAAAAACAGGGCAUAACUCAAUCAUACUCACAAUGCUAUGAAUUUUUUGAAGGCUGAGCAUACAACAUGGAAUAGUUAAACCUCUCUGAUAAUUUAAGUGCCUGUAAUCUUGUACUGUAAAUUGUACCCUAGCUAGCUUUAAAAAGGGAAGUUAUUUAUAUAUAGUGUUUAUAUGUACUUUUAUUUGCUAAUACCUGUUUUUUUGUCUAUAUGUUAACAUACCAUACACAGAUUUGGAGAGAAUGAAAAAAGAGUAAUUAUGUUCAAGUUUGAUCAGAUUGCUUAUGCUGUAUGUGACAUGUAGAAAUGUUGGACAGUCUAUCAGAAUCUUCACAUGGAUACUACAAAGAUGUGUGUUGCCCUUUCAUAGGCACUUGGAACACUUAAUGCAACAUUAGUGUGGAUUUAAUCGAAUGUGGGUUGUGUGUGUUUGUUUUUUUUAAAAAAAAUUGCUCAAUAGGCAAAUCAUCAGGCAAAAGAUUGCAGUAUUUUUUAAUUUAUAUUUUGAUGUAUAAAUUUUAUUUAACAUUUCCUUAAGUCAUUGCUUUUUUUAGUAAUGCCUUUAAGUAUUAGUACAUUUUUAGCUGAUGGGUACAUAAGCUAUUAAUUUAUUUUGAACACAGCAAGUCAUGGACAAUAUUGUGCCACUGAUCUCAAGCAAAAUAAAAAAUUUUCCCGUCCAUUGCCAAGAAAAGUAAUCGGGCUGAUGCUCUAAAACAUUUUGCACAGCUAGCAAGUAUAUAUUUGGCAUAAACCAGCCAAUUAAUAAUUUAGACCAGUCCUGCUUUCAGGGAACUCUUUCCCCACCAGCCGGUUUUCUACAGAGCCUCUUUGUUUUGGAGAUGCAGGAAUGUUCUAGGUACACUUCAUUCCAUGUUGAGUCUCACUGUCUCAAUACUAGCCUGUUGGGUCUCACUGCCACCUCCCUUGAGAUUGCAACCUAGAAUAUACCCAGCACACUGCUAUGACUGUUCAUUUUAAGGGAAGAUGGUUAGUGGUGGGGUCUCAGGGAAGCUUAUCAGUUUUUACUGAUCUUCUUGAGAAAUCUUUAAGUUCCCCAGAGCACAGACUGAAAACUCCUGAUCUAAAUUCUCCUGCAUUCAGAUAUUAAAAUAGUCUAAGUUCCUUUUGAUUAAAAUACUAUUUUAACCUAUAAUUGUUUACAGUGAUGCUUUAUGAGUUUUCUUGGAAAUUUGGUGAAGUGCAUGUUUCCAUCUUCCAGAAUGAAAUGUCCGUAUUCUUGUGUUUAAGUGCCAUGUAAAUGGGGUAGUUUUAUUAGUUGUGCAUUAUGUGCUGAAAUUUAAUUUUAACAUUUGACUUGAGAUUUUAGAAUUAAAGCAGUCUAACAAAUGCCAAUACUGGAUUAGAGCCAUUGUUCCUAGAAUCCAGUAUAUGUGUUUAACUUUUUAUCACACCUAUGGCCUAUUGGAUGUCCUUGAUUUUUUCUUACGGGAGAUCUUGCUGUACAGCAUAGUAAAUUACUCUUCUUUUAGAACACACUGCAUUCUGUAAUAGAGGCAAUGCAAUUUCGACAUUUCACUUUCUUAGUGAAAGCCCCAAAUUUGGACCUAUGCAAUUAGAAGUGAAAUAAGUUGCCUUGAAAAGUCUUGUUUAUAUUGGUCUUGAAAUAGUUUUCCUUCUUUUACAAAAAUUAAUACAACUUGACUUCAUGACUAUGGAGAGUUUUUUAGUUCAGCUGUGCAUGUUGCUAAAUCAUUGCAAUUUAUAUUGUGUGGCAAAGUUUAAAAUCUCAUUUGCUGUAGUGUGGCAAAAUGGUCCCUUUUUCAUUUGAACUUACCCUCUCACCCUCCCCAUUCCACCAGUCGGCAGCAAGUUACAGAGCUUCUUUCUUUGUGCUUGCCUUUUGUGCUAGGAAAAAUAGCUUCUAGUUUGAGUUCUCUAUGCUACUAAUUAUUCUGUGUGCAAUUCAUAAUGCCUUAUUGGCUUAUUUUCAUCUAGUGCUUAGGUGGGUUCCCACCUAAUCUAUGUUGAGAUCUUUGUAACAGUUAUGCAUAUCUCUUUCUUCUUUGUGGUCUCUUUGCAUCACACACAUGGGAUUUGCACCU